Messenger RNA from Varanus komodoensis (Komodo dragon), 4315 nucleotides. RefSeq names its product zinc finger protein 696-like. Lineage: Eukaryota; Metazoa; Chordata; Lepidosauria; Squamata; Varanidae. Gene Ontology annotation, biological process: regulation of transcription by RNA polymerase II. Gene Ontology annotation, molecular function: RNA polymerase II cis-regulatory region sequence-specific DNA binding; DNA-binding transcription factor activity. The transcript has 4 exons. The record is from RefSeq and is a predicted model, not a curated record. Bases 430 to 2253 code for a protein of 607 amino acids.
CCUGCUCCUCCUCUUCCCAAGAUCAAAACUUGGGAUUUGAAUUUUAAUAAGGGGGGAUUUUCCUCUGCAGGGUUGCAGCGCGUCUGCAGCGGGGCUUUGUGCAUUGGGGUCUGCUGGAAAGAAGCGCAGGAACAACCCAAAACCUAUUGGCUCCAGGUUGAACCCAUUUGUCACUGUGCAUGGCAACAUCUGGAUUACCAUGUGGGCCCUCUUUAGCCAGUCUUCCUAGAAAAAGCUGUGAGAUGGUGUGUAGUGUUAUUUAAGUUCAAGGGUGGGACUUUCUUUCACCUACUUUGAGGUGAGAAAAAUGGAUUUUGAUGGAGCAGGUUUGAGCAUUUGAGUUGGAGAGUGGGGUGAGCCAAAAAAAGACAAAGUGGCAACCGUCGACUUCCUUGGAAGGAAACAGGGUAAGCACAGCAUCUUGAGAAGAUGGAGGAACAGGCCCGAACAGGGCCUGAGUCAGGAGAGGGGCCUGGAGGAUCAGGGAGAGACGCUUUUUCAGUCCAGUCUGGUACUGCCCGGGACCUGUCCAGAUGGGCAGUGCCACGGCAGGAAGGGAUCCCACAGCGCUUGGAAGCCCAGUGGCAAGAGUACUUGAAAACGGUCCAGUAUCCCUCUUCGGGCUGGGGGACCUCACAGAUGCCCGACUUGACUUCAUGGGAUGAUUUGGCCGCAUUCGACCGUAUGGUGGGUGCCUGCCAGUGGUCUCGAGAGGGGAUGAGCCGCCUCGUGCCCACACUCAGUGCUGAAGCCCAGCAGGUCUUAAGUGGCCUGAAUGCCCGAGAGAAAGGAGACCAUGGCAAGGCCAAAGCUACUGCCCUGCGAGGCAGUUCAAGCAGUGCUGAGCUGCAGCGCCAGCGCUUCCGCCAGUUCCGCUACCAGGAAGCCGAGGGGCCUCGCGAGGUCUGCAGCCGAUUACGGGAGCUCUGCCAUCGCUGGCUGGAACCAGAGAGCCGCACCAAAGAGCAGAUCCUGGAGCUCCUGAUCCUGGAGCAGUUUUUGGUAGUCCUGCCAAAGGGAAUCCAAAACCGAGUCCGAGAACGUGGCCCUGAGACCUGUGCCCAGGCUGUUGCCUUGGCUGAAGGAUUCCUUCUGAGGCAGCAGGAGACCUUGCAAAAUGAACCACAGGGCUCUAACUCUCUCCAGGGGACAGCUGUGAAUCUCUCUGAAGGCCAGCGGGCCACACCUGAUGUUAGGCCAAGGCAUCUAGCCAAGGAGGCCAGGCAGCAGGAUAAUGGGAGGACUGGCUUGCUGGGUGCCAAAGCUACAAACAGAACUGGUGGGUCAGUUCAGCAUCCAGGGGCCAAGGAAGACGGAAUGUGUACAGCUGCUGGGAUGACCCCAAGGAAGGAGAAAUCCCACAUAUGUAUUGACUGUGGGAAAUGCUUUGCACGCCCAUCUGAUCUGGCCAAGCACGAGAACAUCCAUACGGGCGCAAAGCCCUUUCGCUGCAUGGAGUGUGGGACAAGAUUCAGUCAGCUGUCUCACUUGACUAGACACCAGAGGAUUCACACAGGGGAAAAACCACACGUGUGCACUGAAUGUGGGGCAGCGUUUGCCCAGCGUGCCUCCCUGGUUAGUCACCAAAGAGUUCACUCCGGAGAACAGCCUUAUCGCUGUUCUCACUGCCAACAGUGCUUCAGCCACCAGUCAGCACUCAAGGUACACGAACGUAUUCACACGGGCCAGAAACCCUACAUCUGCCUAGAAUGUGGGAAAAGGUUUGUUUCUUCUUCCACGCUUAAAAUACACAAGAGGAUCCAUACCGGGGAGAAACCAUUUUCCUGUGCCGAGUGUGGGAAACGAUUUAUUCAGCGCUCUAAUCUGAUUUCUCACCAGCGAACCCACUCUGGGGAGAAGCCGUUUUGCUGUGCUGUGUGUGGGAGAAGGUUCAGCUACCCAUCAGACCUCACACGGCACCAGAAAAUCCACACAGGAGAGAAGCCAUUUCCCUGUGAUGAGUGUGAGAGGCGAUUCACCAGGUUCUCGGAUCUUCUCAUACAUCGGAGAAUCCACACUGGGGAGCGGCCAUAUCGCUGUCUUGAGUGCGGGAGGAGAUUCCGGCAGAAGAGUGCCUUGGUAACACACCAGAGAAUUCAUAUGAAAGAGAAGGCAUCAGAAAAAGGCAAUCCCGUGGUAUCCAUAGAAUCACAGGCAAAUAGUGAGCUGAGAGUUAGUGAAAAGGAAGAAAAGGCAGACAUUCCAGGGAGAGAAGAGAAAGAGCAAGAUGUGAAAGAUGCAUUGAAAACUUAGAAGGUACCAGAGGCGUCUUGUCUUCCCAGCGCCUGAGCAAUCCCGACCUCUCAGGCUUACAAAGGGAGGCACUCUGAGGAGGAGGUGAAGAAGUUCUAUCUUCUCUUGAUAAGUCCCAUUCCUCUUUCUACACUCCUCUCAAGAACAUAGCUGGACUUUGUGUUUGGAUUGGGGGGAUUUAGCUCAGGAUGUAAUAGAUCAUGGGACUGUCCUGCUUCAUUUUUACCCCCAGGGACUUUGCUGCUGUGGCAGUGAUACAUUUGGAGACAUUUCUACAAAAUUUCUUCACCUUGCAGUGACUGGAAAAGGAACCCAAACCUUGAUUUCUUCCUUUCUUCCUCUUUUCAGCCUGAGGGAACAGCAGCACCUUGUUAACAGGGGAGUUGCUUGCUCUACAGAUUAGGCAACUGGGAUGUUGACAAUGGGAGAUGACACUGCCUAUAACUUCGGCUAUUCUAGGGUAGAUGUGGAGCAAAGAAGUCUACUGAAUUUUGCCAUUGGUUUGUGCCAUCAAAAUUUUCCCUGAGUAGGCCAAAAAAAAAAAGUUCAUGUCUGUCUGAUGAAUAUCCUAGGGGAAUCCCUUUGGCUAUUUUUUGUGCAGUGCAUCAGAGUUCAUGCAUUGUGACCUGAUCUUGCAAAGCAGUUCUUAUGUAACUAGGAGGGGAGGAUACUUGGUCAUACAGGGUUUUGCCAUAUGGAUUAGUGAAGUACAUCAUUUAGAAUAUGUCAGUUUCCCUUUCUAGAUUACCAAGGAAGUAGUUGGAACAGGACCAAUAGAAGUGCUGCUUGUGAGUUUUGCCCAGAGUAAGUCGCUUAGCUAGUAUAAUCUAAUGGAUUCAGGCAUGGAGUAUCUUGGUUCAGAUACCUGAUCCAGUCUGACUUGGCUGUUUGGCAAUUUAUAUUCACUCAGUCUGAAUUCUGUAAAAGAGGAAUUACCAGGAGCCUACCUCAUAGGGUUGUGGCAAAGAAGGCUAUCUAAAGGUUAAGGCAAAUUGUCUAUUAGAAGUGCUAUGUAAGUGAUGGAUAAUUAUGUUCAUAUUUAGGGUGUGGGAACAAAAUCUGGGCAUGCUCUAAAAAUUGCCCCCUGGUAUGGUUGACUGUAGUAUAUCAAAUGAUAUUGCCCUGCUUAUGAAAUCUGUUGCUUCUGCCCCUUUGGAUGUGGAAGAAGCUUUUUUACAGCUCAGUCCUCUGCCUGUUUACUUAGAAGUCCUUCUGCCUUCAGUGGGGCUUACUAUUAAGUGUGCUUAGGACUGAACACUUAAGCAGGCUCCCACUUUUUCAAAUGCAGCCAGCCUCCAGAGUGCAAGGAUACGACUGUGAACUCAUAUGUUUAGAGUGGGAUUUGCUUCUCCUUUCUCCUCCAUGCCAAACUAUAAACAACAUUGCAUUGCUCCCCAUCUGCCUGUUGCCCCUGGAUUCUACCUCUCUGCCCACUUGGCGAUAUUGCAAUAUACAAAUUGGGAAAUCCUUCAUUUCUGUGCAUGGCUUGCUGAGCCAUGUUCUUCACAGAGAUGUAUAUAUGCCAGUGUGUAUCACAUUUAAAUUGGUUGCGUCUAUCUCCUGAUAUAAUUACCUUCCAGUUGCUGUGUUGGGUCUCAUAAGGAAACAUGCUUGGAAUGCUUAGCUCUUAAAAAGAGCUGAACAGUGUUCUGAGAUUUCUGAAUACUCCAUGCCUGGCCCUAGAUGUCAGUAGCACAGAUAGCCCUAGACCUGAGAGCACAGCUAGGGGAUAGUCAUGUUUGAAGACUGCUCUAAACCUGCAGCUGAUGAAGGUUGCCUGAAUACUGAGAUGUAGGGUGAUCUGUACUACUUCAAGGUAUAGGUUGGGGAGCAUUCAUAAUGUCUAGGCUAAAAUAACACAAAUUACAGAUCAGGGAGAGAGGUUUCCAGUCCAGAUCAUUCUCAUUGUGCUACUUUUCUAUUUCUAGGGACUUUUUCACUCAAGGGUCCAUACACCUGCGGUGUUUCACUGAAGAGUCCAUUCUCAGCCUGAGAACACUAGCACCAUGUUGUACUGCAUGUAUGGACCAGGCCUUAGUGAUGAGGGAAGCAUUAUUCUGUA